Aplysia californica (California sea hare) is the source of this 5457-nucleotide messenger RNA. RefSeq names its product hemocytin. Gene Ontology annotation, molecular function: protein binding. The record is from RefSeq and is a predicted model, not a curated record. The transcript has 29 exons. Lineage: Eukaryota; Metazoa; Mollusca; Gastropoda; Aplysiida; Aplysiidae. The coding region runs from base 69 to 5336 and encodes 1755 amino acids.
GUGUCUCUGGGUGGUCCUCGUGGAUAAAUGAACAUUCUCCAGUGGGCACUGAUGGUGAUAAUGAGAAGAUGAGUAAAGAAGAACUUGCCAAGUUUUGCCCCAAUGGAAAAAUCACAGACAUCCAGUGUAUUGACGCACAAACUGGAGAUGAUUCAACCAGUCUGGCCGAAGCUUCCUGUACUGUGGAGGGAGGACUUUCAUGUACAAGCCUUCCUUUCCCUGGCAUCCCUCCUUGUCAUGACUACAAGAUCAGAUACAUGUGCUCCUGUUCAGAUGCUGUGACAGCCACCCCUGUACCCCCAGUGUCUGUUACUCCGAAUCAGAAGAUACAGGUGAAUUGUGACUGGUCACCAUGGCUUAAUGCCGACAGUCCAGAUGUUGGAAAUGGUGAUAUGGAAACACUGACAGAAAUUAGACGCACUUUUGGAGUUUGUCCCACUAUUGCUGACAUUGAGUGUCGGGUGGCUGGCUCGCCAACAUUGUUCUCACAGGCGGGUCAAGAUAGGCUUAUGUGUGAUGUUUUGAAUGGGUUCAGAUGCUUCAACAAUGAACAGAAAGAUGGCCAGUGCUUGGAUUAUGAAGUGAGAGUUUUAUGCUGGGGCCAGCAAUGUACAGGUCCAACACCAACACCUCCUCUAGACCCAACUAUGGGACCACAGACCACACUGCCAACAGAUGAAGCAAAACGAACCACAGGUUCUUGUCCCCCGGGAGAGGAAUGGCAGUCAUGUGCCUUCAACUGUGAAGAAGUUUGCGACUUUAUGGGCCGCUCCAGUGGUGCCUGCCAGGGCAUUCUUACCCAAGAAGACAAUUGCAUUCCUGGAUGCAGACCUCCACCUGAGCUACCUCGCACUCAAUGUGGGCUUAAUGAAAGGCUCAUUGAACCUGGUGUUUGUGUGCCAAAAGAGAUGUGUACUUGCUUGAAACCGGAUGGAACUGUUGCAAAGCCUUUUGAAAUGUGGGACAACCCAGAGCGUGAGUGCUCUAGCUGCAGCUGUUUCAAUGGAGAAGUCAUCUGUGGCAGCAUGGAUGGAUGUAGCACAACCCCUCCUCCUCCCGGACAGACAGUGGCACCAUUGCCUCCAGUAUGUGGCUGGAGUGAAUGGAUGAAUGAAAACAAGCCAAGUUUAGGUUCUGGUGGUGAUAUGGAGCUGCUAUCAGCUCUGAGGCCGAGGUAUAAUCUAUGUGAUCGCCCAGUGAGGAUAAUGUGCCGAGAUGUAGCUCUGAAAAAAGAGGCAGCAGAUUCUGGGCAAGUGGUGACUUGUGACGUGAAUGAAGGCCUCAAGUGCUUUGAUUACAACAACCCUGGGAGAUGCGAUGACUAUGAGAUCAGUGUUUACUGUGCAUGUACUCCAACGCCAGCUCCGAAUGAAAGCGGUCUUGGUUCUCCAACUCCCAAACCAUCUCCCUCGUGCACGUCUGGGUGGUCAGCUUGGAUCAACAGAAACUCACCAAUAGGCUCCAAUGGGGACCAGGAGAAGAUGACCCCUGAGGAAUUGUCCAAGUUUUGCCCAGGUGGAGCUAUCACAGAUAUCCAGUGUGUUGAUUCAGAUACGUUGGAUGAUUCCACCAGUCUGGCAGAAGCAACGUGUUCUGUGGAGGAUGGACUUUCUUGUACAAACAUUGAUUUCAUUCCUCCUUGCAGAGAUUACAAGAUUCGAUACAUGUGUAACUGUUCAGGCGCUCAGCCUACUCCGUCCCCCCAGGGAACUGUGCUCUCCACUUCAAAGCUGCUCUCAUCAAGUAGUACAAGAGGACCCAGCACUCCUGCACCACAACCAGUAUCUGUCAUUACCACAACCCCUGGACCUGCUCAAGCUUGUACACCAGGCUGGUCUUCUUGGAUCAACCAAAAUUCUCCUGUUGGCACUGAUGGUGAUUAUGAAAAGAUGACCAAAGCUGAACUGUCCGCCUUCUGUCCAAAUGGUCAAGUGACAGAUAUUGAGUGUGUAGAUUCAGACACUGGUGAUGACGCUACCAGCCUUGCUGAAGCUGAAUGUAACUUGGAAGAUGGUCUGUCAUGCACCAACAUUCCGUUCGAUGGAAUCCCUCCAUGCAGAGACUAUCAGAUCAGAUACAAGUGCAACUGCUCUGGCGCUCAGCCUACUCCGUCACCCCAGGGAACUGUGCUCUCCACUUCAAAGCUGCUCUCAUCAAGUAGUACAAGAGGACCCAGCACUCCUGCACCACAACCAGUAUCUGUCAUUACCACAACCCCUGGACCUGCUCAAGCUUGUACACCAGGCUGGUCUUCUUGGAUCAACCAAAAUUCUCCUGUUGGCACUAAUGGUGAUUAUGAAAAGAUGACCAAAGCUGAACUGUCCACCUUCUGUCCAAAUGGUCAAGUGACGGAUAUUGAAUGUGUAGAUUCAGACACUGGUGAUGACGCUACCAGCCUUGCUGAAGCUGAAUGUAACUUGGAAGAUGGUCUGUCAUGCACCAACAUUCCGUUCGAUGGAAUCCCUCCAUGCAGAGACUAUCAGAUCAGAUACAAGUGCAACUGCUCUGGCGUUACGUCUUCCCCAUCAAGUGUCGGAACAUAUAACAAUCCAAGCUCAACACCUUUGUCAAACUCCCCUGUGUGUGGCUGGACCAUGUGGAUGAAUGGGCACACCCCAAGUCCUGUGGGAGAGGAGGAGAGCUUCACCAGCUUGAGGCAGAAGUAUGCUUUCUGUCAAACGUCUGACAUUACUGCAAUUGAGUGUAGGGAUGCUGCUACAGGGAAAUCUGCUCAAGAAAUGGGCCAGGUGAACGUGGUGUGUGACAACAACUACAGUGGCCUGAAAUGCUUGAACGCUGACCAGCCCAAUGGACAGUGCUUGGACUAUGAGGUCAGAUUCCUCUGUGAACCGAAAGGUGCUAGCUGCAAGCCAAAUGCAUUUACAAAUGGUCCGUUGCCUGGAAGUACAACCACAGAUUCACCUGUACUUGCUGGCAGUCCCACUUGUACAUCUGGCUGGUCUAACUGGGUCAAUGAGAAUUCUCCUAUAGGAAGUGAUGGUGACAAAGAAAAAAUGACAGCUGAUGAACUGAGAAACUUUUGCCCUGGAGGAAGCAUUACAGAUAUUAACUGCGUAGAUUCUGAUACUUUGGACGAUUCUGCAAGUUUGGCUGAAGCCUCUUGCACAGUGGAAGAUGGUCUGUCAUGCAAAAAUGACCCAAUCAUAGGCAUUCCUUGUCGAGAUUACAAAAUCAGAUACAUGUGCAAUUGUUCAAGUUCUACCAGUCAUUCAGUGGGAAAACGUAGUGUGCAUCAUCUUGCGGAUGCUCUGCCUUCUUCAAACAUUCCAGUGGAAUGCCUUUCGAACAUGGGACUUAGGAGCGGCCUCGUGCGCAACAACAUGAUUACAGCUUCAUCAUUCAGGGACACUUACCACUCACCACAAAUGGCUCGAUUGGAUUCACAAGGCAGCUGGUUGGCAGCCAUUGAUGACUUGAAUCAGUAUAUUCAGGUGGACUUUUUGACGCCAGUCUACCUGACAGGUCUAACAACACAAGGACGACCUGAUGCUCCAUCUUUCGUUAAAUCAUAUAGAAUUCUGCACAGUCUUGAUGGUAUCAACUGGAACCCUUAUCAGGAACAAAGAGGCAUUGAUAUGAUUUUCGAAGGCAAUACAGAUAUUUUUACACCUGUUAAAGUUCUGUUCAAGCAUCCAGUUUUGACAAGACUGUUGCGCAUUCAGCCAGUGUCUUGGCAUGGAAGGAUUGCCAUGAGAUUUGAAGUUCAUGGUUGUUCCACGGAGUAUCCUUUGACAGCACCAUUACAACUGGACUCACAGAUGUCUCAGAUGUCUGAGCCGACUGAGGAUCUGGAUAAAUGCAUUGUGUGGGAUGACUGGCAAGAUUUAUCUCAGCCUGGACUAACUAGCAAGAAUGACAUUGAGCCCAUUGAAGAUCUAGUGAGGAUGUCUCCUUCAUGCAAAGACCCUGUCCAGAUUGAGUGCCGAACAGCUACCCCUGAUCUCAAACCUGCCCAAAAUAGUGGUCAGAAUGUUGUCUGCAAUCUCUGGGAUGGUCUGCGUUGCACAGCCGAUAAGGCUAAUACUUCAAUGUGCUAUAACUAUGAGGCCCGCCUUGGCUGCUGGAAGUCUACUGCAGAAUGUUUGUCCAAAAGGUCCACUGAACCGAAGAAAGUAUCGUCAGCAUUGAGAGAAGCAAGGAUGUGCUUCUCUGGCAUGGAUUCUACUCACUGUCCCCACAUGGGCUGUGCAAAUGGCUUGUAUUGCAACGGUGUCAAAUGUGUUCCAAGAAAUGAGUGUCCAUGCAUGGUUGAUGAUACAGUUAUCAGACCGGGAGCUGUUGUUCGAAAUAAAGACUGUGAAACAUGUCAGUGUAUUGGAGGAGAAGUUCUUUGCAUGCCAAAAGUCUGCCCAGCCUGUCAGGUGGGAGAGUCCCAGCUGAACAAAGAGACAUGUAGCUGUCAGUGCAAUACCUGCAGCUCCGGGGAGUUCCAGUGUGCCACUGGAUUGUGCAUUCCGGCAGAGAAGCGUUGUGACGGUGUCAUUGAUUGUGCUGAUGAUGAGCACAAUUGUGCACAUACAGCUAUUUUUGUUCGCAAAGUACAGCCUGAAAAAAGAAAAGGUCAAACAAUGUGCCACUACACUAUGGGUAAUGGUCCUGUGAAUUUCAAGGUGGGUGACAGCUGGCAAGAUGGAUUGUGCAAAUUGUGCACUUGCAAGCUGACUGCGAAAGGAACUGCUGAAUCAGUAUGUGAUGCUCCAGCCUGUCCAAAAUGCCAGCAUGGGGAGGUCCAGGUUCCUGUCUCUGGUCAGUGCUGUGGGCAGUGUGUAGCUGCUGGGUGUAAAGCCAAUGGAAAUGUAUAUAAGGUUGGAGAAGUUAUACCUGGUGCUCGAAAGUGCUUCACAAAGACAUGCCAGCAUGAUUCAGUGGAAGGUCACUACUUUGUUCAAGAGUCACAAAUUGAAUGCCCAAAAUUGGAUACUCUAAAAACUUGCACAGAUGUAGCAGACAUGUUGGACUCAGAUGGCUGUUGCUUGAAGUGCAUUCCACAAAGUAUUACUCCAGCUGAAAUUCCAUGUGAAUCUUGCAAGCCUCAGUUGAUGUUUGAAGAUCCAGAGAAGUCUGUUGGAUUCAUCAAAUUGUCAAAGCCUAAUGGUGUUCAAUGUGAGAAUACAAAGCCAAUCAGAGACCUUCAAGAAUGUUCUGGCUUCUGUGAGUCAAAGGAUCGCUAUACUGAAACUGGAUUCCAGCUAAGCAGACGAUGUUGUCAAGCUCAAAACAAAAGCACCCAAGUUGUAAAGCUUCACUGUUCUGAUGGAACAUUCUUGAGCCACGAAUUGGACAUACCACAGACAUGUAGCUGUAGUGCAUGCUGAAUAACUCCUUCAACAAUAGGAAAGGAACAUUUUAUUGAGUUUUUGUUAAAUCAUUGGAGACAUGACUGAUGAAAGGCAUGCUGUGAACGAUGACUUGUUGAAAUAAAAUGUUGCAUUGUUA